Molecule: messenger RNA, 843 nt
Organism: Mercenaria mercenaria
Lineage: Eukaryota; Metazoa; Mollusca; Bivalvia; Venerida; Veneridae
Exons: 5
Coding region: 1-843 (280 amino acids)
Source: RefSeq, a predicted model, not a curated record
AUGGUGAAAAUAGUCAAACUUGAAGAGACAAAUGUUGCCCUAGGGAAACAGACUGCCAUGUCAAGCGUAAGUAACGGUCGCGAUGGAGCUAAAGGCGUAGAUGGCAAUACUAACGAAGAUAUAGACGAAGGAUCUUGCUUCCAUACUGACACUGGCAUAGAACACACUGGCACACUGAACCCAUGGUGGCGAGUCGAUCUUGAAGCUAUGUUUCAUAUUGUUAAUGUAACAUUAUUCAAUCGCAUUGAUGGAUGCGGGACUCUUGGAUGCGGUUAUCGGGCUAGUAACUUGAGGUUGAGUAUGGGGACGACACUGGAGUCUAUGAACAUUGUUGACACUGUGCCAGAUCAGAUUAAGGAUAUUCAUACGUUCAGUUUCCCUGAGGGUAAACAAGCAAGAUACGUUCAAGUGACACUUGAAGGACAAAAAAAGAUUCUACAUCUUUGCGAAGUACAAGUGUUUGGAUUUCAAAUUGAUGAGAGAAAUGUUGCCCUAGGGAAACAAACGACCGUGUCAAGUGUAUAUAACGGCUUCUAUGGAACAAAAGGCGUAGAUGGCAAUACUAACCAAGAUCAUAACAAAGGAUCUUGCUUUCAUACUAGACCUGACACACUGAAUCCAUGGUGGCGAGUCGAUCUUGGAGCUAUGUAUCAUAUUGUCAAUGUAACAUUAUUCAAUCGAAUUGAUAGUGAUUGCUAUAUUGAUGGAUGCAAUCGUCGGGCUAGUAACUUGAGGUUGAGUAUGGGGACGUCACUGGAGUCUAUGAAUGUUGUUGACACUGUGCCAGGUCAGAUUGAAGAUAUUCAUACGUUCAGUUUCCCUGAGGGUAAACAAGCAAGAUAA